GUGCGCACGAGGGGGGCCGGCGCCUCGGGCCCCAGCCUCGACACGGCGUACAGGCACCUGUUCUCCGUGCGGCCGCUGGGCACCCAGGCCUCCCCGGAGGCCGCGCGGGCGACGCAGCAGGGCGCGCGGCUGCUGCACGAGAGCCGCUUCGACGAGGCGCUGACCGAGCUGCACACCGCGAAGCGCCUGGCGCCCGCGUGCGCGCUGGCCUACGGCAACAUCGGCGGCGCGUACCACCUCAGCGGCGACAGCAAUUCCGCCCUCGCGUGGUACCGCGAGGCCUACCGCCUGACGCCCCGCGACGCGGACUGCGCGCGGGCCUUGGCGCACCUCGAGCGGCGGAGAGGCGCCUCGGCCGAGGCGUCGCAGGUGCUGAUGCGCUUCCUGCAGGAGGUGGACGAGAACCAUGUCGAGGCCUUGUCGCAGCUGGGUCAGGUGCACCAGGAGCGCGGCGAGUGGCCCCAGGCGGCGCAGCUGUAUCGCAGGCUGGCGCAGCUGGAGCUUUUCACUCGCGGGGG
Prorocentrum cordatum is the source of this 518-nucleotide messenger RNA. Lineage: Eukaryota; Dinophyceae; Prorocentrales; Prorocentraceae. The record is from the annotation of a GenBank genome assembly.